Molecule: messenger RNA, 5919 nt
Organism: Morone saxatilis (striped sea-bass)
Lineage: Eukaryota; Metazoa; Chordata; Actinopteri; Moronidae
Gene: ahdc1
Product: AT hook, DNA binding motif, containing 1
Source: RefSeq, a predicted model, not a curated record
GACUGGGGCGCACGAGAGACAGAGAGCUGGAAUUGCAGAGGCAGAGACGCACGGGCGCACGGUCGAUUUUCGCCUCCCGCAUACUGGGGAGUCCCGUGCCUGUCACCAAAACCACAGCACAGGGCUCGAGCGCGGUUAUGUCAGCACCUUAAUUGGGGACAAGACUGUGAACCAACCUCCCUGCUCCUCAUUUUUUUAUUUUUCCCCUCCUUUUGUGUUUUUGCUUUCACAUCUUUGUGGGUGCAGAUAUUGAUGUGAGCCAGAGGAGCGGUUUUUCCGUUGAGCCGCACGAGACGGUGGCGCGCGACGGCAGGAGGAGAGACAACGUUUACAUUGAUGUGGGAGGACUAUCUCCCUCCGACGCGGGGAGCCAAGAUGAAGGGGAAAUGCUGUGCGCUGACGGCUGCAGCCGUCAAGGCAACGGCUCCGUGACCCGGGCGAGGAGAGGAGCGAAACACCGCCACCCAACCAUGGGCAAAAGACAGGAGCAGAGGGGAGAGAGAGAAGUAUGUGAGCUCUCCACUGCAGUAUUGAUGACCCAAUGAUCCCCUGCAGAACAGAGCCAGUCAGGCAGACAGAGUGAGGCUCAACUCAGAAUCAAAAUCAGAAUCAGCGCCACAACCAUUCGGUAAAAGCAACCAAUUGAGCAGGAUAUGAAUGGUCCUUGAAUCUUCUUGCCAGCUGUUAGAGGAAGACAGCUACAAAGAAGAAACACGAAUUUUCAUACAGCAGAAAACAUCACCCUCUUUUUCCUCCCUCAGUACCAGCAAGACCGUCAAUUGAAUGAGUGGCUUGUCAGAUCACCUACAUUCAGGCCAAACUGGGGCUCCAGUGGGCUGUGGUGGGACUCAGGCAGAGGUAAAAGCGUGUGUGGGGGGGCUGGAGGGGCUGGCGGGACCUGAGCUCUGGACCAGGGAGCUCGGGCUCCAGGAGGGGUCCCAGGAUCCCUCUAACGAUGGACUGGCACCGGUGACUUCCGACCACUUUCCCUCCUCCUCUCCUACCGCCCUGGCCAACGGCCUCCAUCUGCAGAGACGGCUGGCGCACAGCUCCUGCCGGCGGAGGCAGACAGAGACUCAUACUACUGCUGAGACGCAUACAUUUGCAGAGACACUUAGAAACAUGCAAACGCACACAGACCCAGAUGUGCAUGCACACGCUGUUUCACACUCACACAUAGAUAAUUGUGGACACAUGGAUAUCAACACACAUACAGGGUCUGUAGUGCCAGAACGCUCCAGAACUCUCACACCAGAGGCCAUACACACAACUUCACCUCAAGCCCUGUCUUUGGCACAUGGCAAUCAUCCUGCCUCCACCAAUCAGCUGGCAGCACCAGUCCUCACUGCAGAGACAGACAUGCCCUCAACCUUUUGUCCAGUCCCUGGUGGUCCAAACCCAAACAUAGGCUCCUCUCCUCUUCCUGUGGAGGCAGAGAAAAAGUAUGCACUCCGCAGCUCUGGACGUCCCCGCUUCCCCUGUCACCUGCGCAAAUCCUCCCGCCUCCGCCGAAGCAUAGAGGAUGUGGAGAAGAGAGCAGGGAGAGAGAGGGGGGGAGAGGAGGAGCAUGAAGUAUUGGAGGAGAAGAUCUGGAGGGUUAAAGAGGAGGAGGUGGCUGUUGUUGAGAAAGAAGAGCGUUCGUCUGUGGAGGCUGUUCUCCCCACGGUUCCCUGCCCUACAGACAUCGCUUUUGCUCUAACUGUACCUAAACCUGUUCCUAAAGCCAUACCAAAACCUGGACCCAGAUUGGGGCAUAGACCUGGCCCUAAAUCCAGGUCUAGACCCGCACCAAAAUCUGUGCAUAAAGCAGCUCCUAAAAGUGUCAUGAGAAAGCGUCAGGCAGCCCAAUCCAUAGCUCAUCGCGCUACCCCUCAUCUCUCUUUUGCAAACACAUCCACCAUCCCUGCACCUUUGCUAGCUGUGAAGGACGAACCUGUUGCAGACUUGGGGGCAUCUACUUCCGGUAACCGGAGACGUGGGCGCUUUGUGGGCGUGAGGAAGAUUGUUGUCAAGGUGGCUCGCAUCCCUGUGAGCCUUAGCCGCCGACAGAAGAGCUACAAGAUUUCCAACUUGGAGACAGUUACAGGGACAGAGAAAGGCCAAGAUGGUAGUGUGGAGGGCCCAGAGGUUGUUCGAGAGCCGACUGCACUUCUCCGCAUGAAGAACAAUGGAAAGAGUGUUAUGGUGAUGUUCCCCCCUGGUGAACUGCCUGUCAUACUCAAACGCAGGAGGGGACGACCACCUAAACAGCCUCUGCCUGGAAUACCGGGAGAGCCUCAGAAUGCUGGGAAUGCUGGUGGUAAUGGAGACCAGCCCAAGAAGCCCCAGAGGCGACGUCGGACUAAACUCCCUUCCCCUUAUCCAUCUUAUGUUAAUGAUACUAAUGAUGUGAAAACAGAGUAUGGGGAUGUUCUGUCCAAACUGGCCUUUUUAAACCGCCAGCCCCCUGCCACUGGCCGCUGCUCUCCCCCUCGCUGCUGGACACCCAGUGAGCCAGAAAGCUUUCAUACUCCCCUGGAAAAUCCUGGAAUAUCCACCCUGCUCCACCGGCUCACAGGGUUCAGACGCCCCCGAGGUGGCAGAGGCGGCGGCGCUGGAAGAGGUGGAGGAGGAGCAGGAGGGAUUGGGGGCAGUGAGCGCAAUAAGAGCACAUUCAGUGACUUCUUUGAAUCCAUUGGCAAGAAGCGGAAACCGAGUCCCCUUUCUGAGCACGGAUUACCUAGGAAAAGGGGAAAGGGUGGAGGUGGAGUUGGUAGGGGAGGGGGUAUUGUAGGAACGGAGCCUGGGGGAGAGAAAGUAGUCAGGAAGAGACGUGUGAGAAAAAAUGGUGCAUUUAAAGGGGAGGGAGUGUCCAUGGGGCAGGAGUGGCCCAAUGGAGCAGGUGGCUGGGGUGAGGAGGGGGGUAUGGACAAGGAGAAAGGUUUAGGUGGGUAUCAGCUUUGUGGAUCUCCAAGGGGGGGCUUUUCCUCCUGUGAGGUUGGAAGAGGAGGUGUCUACAGCAGUCCAGGAGGAAGCAGAGGGGUUGGGCCAGCUGGGGAGGACUCACAAGGCCUUUUUGCUGGAUAUUUCCGGUCACUCCUUGACUCUGAUGAUUCAUCAGACCUGUUGGACAUCUCCUCCUCGCAGUCAGAUCCCCGCAAAGCUUCAUCCACCCCUGGUUAUGAGCCAUCCAGUCCAGCUACUGGUCACAGCUGGUCCCCUGCAUUCCCCAAGUGGAGCACCAAAGGUGCAAGUUCUGGGGUGGAGGGUUCAGCCCAGACACAUUGCUCCUCAGCCAGGCCUCCAUAUAGCUAUGGCAGCCUGGCCCAAACAUCGCCCACCACUUCUACCUAUCCCAAAUCCACUCCUCCAACUCUGUCACACUCUCCUAGCUCCCCCCACCCUGCCUCUUAUGGCCAUUACUCCUCUGGUUACUCCACCUCUUCUCCUGCAGUGCCACAGAGAUCCUCAGACUGCAGCUUUGCAUAUGGAUCUGGACACAGCAGUGGCAAGGCCACCACUGUUGGUCAAAUGGGUUAUUCUAGCUACCAGGCAGCAGUCAAGCGAGGUUAUAGUGGAUAUUCUGUGACAGGUCAUUCCUCCAUACUGCGGGGGGAGUCGACAGGACCCACAUCACCAGGAGGAGCGUACAUGUCUGUGGCCAAAAGUAGCCCCUUCAGCUCCUCCUCCUCUCCAGAAGGUUACAAACAGUACAGCUCCAAUCCGUGGAGCUACAGGCAAGGUUUUGGUGGCUGGGCAACAGACAGCUUUGGGCAUCAGUAUCACGGCUACAGUGAAUAUGGCUCCAAUGAGUCCAAAGACAUCUUGGAUAUCUCCAACUACACCCCCCAGAAGGCCAAGCGACAACCUUUUCCUGAAAGCCUUUCAGAAUCCUCCUCUGACUCUUCACAUCUUGGCUCUGUAGCCACUGUUAGUGGACCCAGCUCCACAGGUGGCACGUACAAACAGAAUGAGGCUGCUUCUGUGAGUGGAGAGGGGGGUCAGUCAAGUCUGUCCAGCCUGGAGAAGUUGAUGAUGGAUUGGCAUGAGAGUGCUUCAGGGCCCUCGUAUAACUGGAGCCAAAAUGUCCUCUUCCAGGGUGGGGGAACCAGCAAACCUGGCCGCGGUCGGAGGAAACGGACUGAACCACAAUUAGAAAAGGAAGGAGGUUCUGCUUUACACUCUGAUUCUCCAUCCAGUCCCUCCCCGACGCCCACUCCUGGACCUAAGCGGGGAGGGGUUGGAGGACGAGGCAGAGGGUCUAGAGGAGGCAGAGGGGGUUUGUCUCCAUGUCAGAGAGAGCGGCCAUCAGGCGCCAAAGGCAGGGGCAAGGCUGCCUCUACAUCUGGAGCUGGAGGACCAGUGACUGUUGGAGGUCCAGAGGGCUCUGGGCUGUUCCAGGAGGGACUGGACUAUUACAGUGGAGACAGUAGUAGCCUCUCUCCCCUGGCCACUCCCAAUCCUGCACCACCUUCCAGCUACCUCCAGGACCCCUGUGAGUACCCUUCCCCUUAUUCUGCCCACCCCUCCACUCCUUCCUCCGAGGAGCGAUAUCCAGCCUUAUACCCUGGUGAGUCCUCCUCUUCCCUCUCACCCAGUGUCUCAUCUCCCCCUUACCCUCCCAAGCCCACCCCUCCUCCUCCACAGUCUUACCACCCUGUCCCCUCCAGGACCUUCUCCCCCUCCUGCUCUCCCUCACCCCGGGUAACACCCCACUGCGGCACUGCACUGAGUCCCUCACACCGGCCCCCACCAAAAGACCCACAGUUCUCGCAGUAUGACUCUCCCAGCUACUGCAGCUCCCCCUACUGGUACGGACAGACAUCGCACAGCAGCAGCCCCAGCCCGCACUCACACAGCACACACUCAAAUACAGCCGUGCACACACACAGCAACCCACACACAAGUCCUCAUGGAAAUACACAUGGUAAUCCGCUCACUAGCCCAAAUGCGAACACACACACACAUAUGAACCCGACUCCCCAUGACACACACCAUCACAAUACCCAGCCCCACGCAAACCUGAGCUCACACACCAACACCCAUCCCACCUCACACCUCCAGAGCAACCCCCUCUCCCACUCAAACCCUCACACCAACAAUCAGCCUCACCACAACACACACACCAACCCUAACUCUCACCUCCACUCCCACUCAACGCCUGUGCUGUAUGAGGAGUGCAGCCCUUCCUCGACCGGGCCCCCCCACAAGCGGGAUAUGACCCCCCAUGCUAUGAGCACAGGCCAUCGCCAGGCCCCCUUGCCACUCUCCCCGUACCCCAAACCUCCCCUGGACUCCUCGCCCCAUCAGGAGGACACUAGUGGCUUCACCUUGUCCCAUCAAUCCUACCAGGGCAUGGGACACCGCUACCCCUCCCAGGCGACUCAGGGAGGUGGGGUGUUGUGCCAGCUCCUGGACCCAGCCAAUGAUGACAGCUUCAGCGUCACCAGCCUGUAACAGCAGGUGCAUUCAAUCCAAGCUUUUACAGAUUUGCAAACAUUUUCUUUUCUUUUUUGGUAAGGAGACUUCUUUGUGAGAGACUGUGAAAUGAAGGGUGAGAAUUUAGCUGCCAGCUUUGGACAGUAAAGCUUUAAUUCUCCAGCACUGACAAUCAAGAUCAACAGCAACUUAAACACCUAAGCAUGCACACACACACACAAAUGCACAAACACACACACAAACACGCACACAUAGACACGCAUGUGCAGAUUAAUUCACUACCUAAACAAGAACACAUAAAUCCAUACAUGUGUACACUCACUCACACUCUAUGCUGGAAUGAGGGAAUGGCCGAGAGGAGCUGACAGAUGAAUACCAGACGCUGACGGACAGAUAUAGACCUAUUUCCUCACCCCUUUGAAUCCUGCUGUGAUACGUGGAGGACUCAGUUUCCCAGAAGUCUGUAUCUCACCAAUCUCCUGUUCUGUACAUCUGCAAUAU